Messenger RNA from Xyrauchen texanus (razorback sucker), 5122 nucleotides. RefSeq names its product cleavage and polyadenylation specificity factor subunit 5. Lineage: Eukaryota; Metazoa; Chordata; Actinopteri; Cypriniformes; Catostomidae. The coding region runs from base 315 to 1001 and encodes 228 amino acids. Gene Ontology annotation, cellular component: mRNA cleavage factor complex. Gene Ontology annotation, molecular function: mRNA binding. The record is from RefSeq and is a predicted model, not a curated record. The transcript is spliced from 7 exons.
AGCAGUUUUACAGAAGAUCAGGCAUUAACAGACGAUAAAACUAUAAUGUCGAUGAAUCAUCAUUAUGUAAUUAGUUAAAAUACGAUCGUUAGUCGUGUUUAAAAAUAAGUAAUUUAAUAAUAAUUGUAUUAAUAACCCCAGUGAGUAAGCUGAGAGCUGAAAGGAAGGAACCCUGAUGUCCCGGAUGUGCUUUUACAGCAUUGCCGUGUUUUCAUCGCGUACCAGACUGUACAAUACAAUCCGACUAAUAUCGUAAUCAUCCGUAAAUUAAGUGAAUUGUGCAGCGAUUCAGCACAUAUAUUAUUCGUCAAACGAUGGCAGUUGUACCUCCUAAUCGACCAUCUACCGGCUGGCCCCGUGGAGUAAACCAGUUCGGAAAUAAAUAUAUUAGCCCUCCCGCUAAGCCGCUCACCCUCGAAAGAACCAUCAACCUAUACCCACUAACAAAUUACACAUUCGGCACCAAGGAGCCGCUAUAUGAGAAGGACAGCUCAGUGGCCGCACGCUUCCAGCGGAUGCGGGAGGAGUUUGAGAAGUCUGGGAUGCGGCGGACAGUGGAGGGGGUUCUGAUCGUGCACGAGCAUAGACUCCCUCACGUACUACUGCUGCAGCUGGGAACCACCUUCUUCAAACUCCCCGGUGGUGAAUUGAACCCCGGAGAAGAUGAGGUGGAAGGAUUGAAGCGACUGAUGACAGAGAUUUUGGGGCGACAAGAUGGAGUGAAACAGGACUGGGUCAUUGAUGACUGCAUUGGAAACUGGUGGAGACCGAACUUUGAACCACCUCAGUAUCCCUACAUACCAGCACACACCACUAAGCCUAAGGAACAUAAGAAACUAUUUCUAGUACAGCUGCAGGAGAAAGCAUUGUUUGCUGUGCCAAAGAACUAUAAGCUGGUGGCCGCCCCCUUGUUUGAGCUUUAUGACAAUGCUCCUGGUUAUGGCCCUAUUAUAUCCAGUCUUCCACAAUUACUGAGCAGGUUUAAUUUCAUCUACAACUGAGAGGCAUAGGGUUAUGUUAUGACCAUGGGCUGUCUCUGUGAGUGCAGUCUGACUGGAAAAGGAGGGUCAACAGAUGAAGUGAAGCUGAUCGUGUGAUUGGGAGGUCCACUGAAUUUUACCAAACCUCUCACUUCCAGACCUUAUUUCUUCAAUUGCUCUCUUUUUUGUCUCCUCUACAGAUGCAUUGCAAGUCUGUUGUUUUCACUGAGUAACUUCAUUUUUAUGUUUGAUUAGUAAAUGAAUGCAAUGUUUUAUUUAAACAUGUUUUUUUUAAACCUUAUAUAUUUGUCAGUUAUUUUUAUAAUAAAUGUUUCUCUUGGAGAUUAUGUAUGUUUCCUUGGUUUAAUUUAAAGUCUAUAUUAUUGAUAUUGUAUUGUUGCAUUUUUGUAAUUAGCUAACUUAAAUGUUAUAUGGCGGCUCAUGCUAAAAGACAUUGUUUUGGUGAAUUUGAAUAGAAAAUUGUUUCUUUGUGUGGAAAAAAUCUCUCUUGUGUGCAUCUUCUGUUAAAUUAAAUCAUGACGCAUUGCAUGAAUUGGUUGCUUUGCUUUAAAACUGGAAAUUACACUUUGCCAUUCCGGUUUGUUACCAUAGUUUUGAUGUAAUUUGUUUGCUAUUUACAGCUGAUAUUUAUGGCCCAUCUGAAAUCUGUUUUAGUGAUUGAUAAAUUCUCUUGUUAAAAUUGUGUGAUAACACAUCUAGUUUAGUUAUGGGAAGAGUUAACCCAGAAGCCACUUCACUUGCUGUAGCCUGUAUAUUUAUUUUGUGUGUGUGUGUGUAUAUAUAUUCCCAGUUAGUGGGUAGUUAGAAGAGAGUAUUGAAGAGAAAACUCUGCAUUGUCCAGAUAAUAGUGAAAAUCAUGGACUGGCUCAACGCAAGCAUCAGCUCAAAUUCUGCAUUUGCAUCCUCACCAACAGCACUAUUGACUCGAGAAAGAUGUACCUGCAAUGAGUGUACAUCGCUACAACAGUGUCAUCAAGUGAAAGAUCACUGACAGGAUAAUACUGGAAAAGAGCCGCAGGUGGUUAAAGUUGACUGGCCUCUGGAUCCCUUUGCUUUUGCCCUACCAGUGUUAUACACUAGAGGACUUAAAGGCAAGACUGGAUUGCUAAGGUGCCAGAGGACAAUGGAGACACCAUUGUUCUGCUCGAGAUCAUGUUGGGGUUUGUCAUCCCAUAUUCAGUCGUGCUAGCAUGUUAUCUCUGGUUGCACAAAGGGCUGAGGCUAACAGCAGAGUUCAAAGGGUUACAAGAAGAGACUUGUAAUCAGCAUUGUUGUGGCUUUCUUUAUUUUUUUGGACUCCUGUGCAAAAAAAAUCAAUGUGUUGGAUAUUAUGACUAACAUCACUGAAAAGUCAAAUCCAUAUUUGUAUAAUCAGCUGAAGUCCUUCCGUAGAGUAUCUGGUGAUACCAGUAAGGCGCUAGAUAAACUGUUGUUUGAAUCCUUUUCUCUAUGCUAACUCUUCAAGAAAUGUCAAAAUAGAAAGAAAUGAUUGAGAUGUUCCUUUCACAAUGUCUAAUCUGAGAAUGGUUUCCAUUUAACUUUAUGCCCUACCAAAAACUAAUUGGUUUAUUGUCCUCGUGUUGGUAGAUAAAAUAUACUGGUAAUGGCAGUCCCUCUCCAUAUAGGAAUAAUGUAUUUGCCUUCAUUAAUGUAUAACUAACCAAUAUUCUAAAUAAUCAAUUGUGAUCAGGUAAGAUUAACCUACCAAAAACAUUAUUUUAUAAAGGAACAGUUUGUAUUAAGAUUGGUAUUGAACCUCAGAGACCCAAGCACUGGCAUUGAUAAUAUUAUUUUUUUCAUACAUGAAAGUGUUUUUAGAAAUCCACUGAUUAUUUAUAAUGCUUAAAACAAAUGUAGCAAUUCUGUUACACUUAGGUAUAAAGUGUUAAAUAAAGUGAAACUACAGUAUACAGUUUUUAAUCCCCAUCCAUUAAUUGGCUGUAUCAGUCCACUCUCUCCGCUCAAUCAACAGCUGGUGUGUGAUGAGUGUUCUGGCACUGUUCUGCAUAACACAUCGCCUCAUUUUUGCUUAUCGCGGCCCUUUAGGCACGACCGGACGCUCUGUUCUCCCGCUGGCAAGUCCGUCCCUGAUCGGCGCCAAAGUGCGUCGGUCCACUGGGAAAAUGCCAGAUUGCCAGCCCAGUCCUAAGCCACACGAUAAAAUGCGAAGGUUUCAUCAGUCGCGGAGGCGAGUCACUAUGCCACCACACGGUCUUAAGGGGGUCGCACACCGAACGAGAAGCGCAGCGCCAUGUCUUUAAAAAUUCGAACACAUUAUUCUCUAUGAGUGUACACACACCGGCGGCGCCAUUCGGCGUCUGUCCGCGGCGCCUAGCUACGGCUCAGGACCUUGUUCAAAACCCUGCCGCGCCACAGAGCGCCAUUUACAUAGUUGUAUAUUAAAUUUACAUUUAUUUGUCUCAAAUCGUCGUUAAUGUACAUACUGACUUCACCCUGUGCUGCAAUAUACAUUUAGUUUAACAUUCCUAAUUUAUAAGCUUGAAUAAAGUCAUAUUGGAAAUACAACGGAUAACGUUACAACAAAAUAACAGACUUAACAACGUGAUAGACACUUUUACUUGAUUAACGUUCAAACAUCAGCUAUUAUUCAAUUAACAUAAAAAAUAAAUAAUACAUCAAGUUAAAACUCACCCAUCGUGCAGCUCUUCUAGACUUCUACCAGGAGUUGAUUCAAACUCCAAAACAGCAACAAACAAUAUGUUUAAUUACUUGUAUAAAUAACUGCAUUAAUACAUAAGAAAAUACAUAACUUCAGACAAUGUCUUCCUCUGUUGUAGCAACAGUACAUAUGUACAGAAUAGAAACACUGCAUAUACUUUUGUGAUUUUUAGGUCUCUGUAUUUGAAAGUUAAUUUUAUAUAACCUUAUUGUUGAGAAGAUGAUUUGAGUGAAACUUUUUAUAAAACCUUGGUUAAACCUUGUUAACAUGUGGCUUUUCUUCACAGAUGUAGGAGGAGUCAAUUUAGCAAUUGUUCCCCUCAAACAUCAGUAGCUCAGAAGAUUCAGCAGUGUUUGAUCAUGAUGGAGCUCAUCUUAGGCUUUAAUUUAACAUCUGAUGUGGAAAACAGCUUCAACAACACUUUAGUCCAUUCAGGCCCCAUGACUCCUGCUGUAGUUCUGGGUCUGUGCUGUUUUGUGGGUUUGCCCAGCAAUAUUGCAGUGAUCAUCAGCAUUGCUCGUGAGUGGAACAGAAAUUUAAGCUUCACCUUUAAACUAAUACUAAACCUUGCUGUCUCUGAUGCCUUGACUCUUUUUUUGGCUCCUUUUGUAAUGUAUGGAAUACUCUUUGGGUGGACUCUGGGCCUUUGGUCUUGCAGGAUUCUGUACUUUUUGGGUCACUGGAGUUUGUAUGUUGGUGUCCUGACAGUCACUGCAAUGAGUUUGCAUCGCUAUCACAACAUCAUCAAGUCAAAGAUCACUAACAGGAUGAUACUGCAACGACUGGAAGAGAACCGCAGGUGGAUACAGCUGAUUGCCAUUUGGGUUGUAGCCUUUGUUUUUUCCUUACCUGUUUUCUUUACUCAAGUACUUAAAGACACAAAUGGAUUGCUAAGGUGCCAGCGAUCAAUAGAGCCACAGUCUGUUCUGUUGACUGUUCUACUCCUUGAGAUACUGUUGGCAUUUGUCCUCCCUUUUUCAAUUAUGGUGACAUGUUAUCUCUGGCUGCACAAAGGGCUGAGCCAAAUAGCCAAGAGUUCAAGAGCAAGUAGGUGUUUAAGAGAUCAGAUGUUCCGAAACAAGGGGAAAAAGUUAGGGGUUACAAAAUGAGACUUGUGAUCAGCAUUGUUGUGACAUUCUUUCUUUUCUGGACUCCAGUGCACAUCAUCAAUGUGAUUGAUAUUGUUACUACUCUGACCAGAACAUCUCAUCCAAGUGUUUAUGAUCAACUGAAAUCCUUCCGUAGAGUUAUUGGUGAUACAAGUAAGACACUGACUUUGAUAAACUGCUGUCUGAAUCCCAUUCUCUAUGUUGUCUUUUCAGAAAAUGUCAUUAAAUGUCAUAAGUAGAUAGUAACAUCUUAUUGUUUCUUCUGCCAUUUUAAUUUCAAAUACUAAUUUGUCUUAAGAUUUGACAACUUAUCCGGUACCCUGUCAUAGAGA